Puccinia graminis f. sp. tritici CRL 75-36-700-3 is the source of this 665-nucleotide messenger RNA. RefSeq lists its product as uncharacterized. The record is from RefSeq and is a predicted model, not a curated record. Lineage: Eukaryota; Fungi; Basidiomycota; Pucciniomycetes; Pucciniales; Pucciniaceae. The transcript has 2 exons. The coding region runs from base 83 to 379 and encodes 98 amino acids.
GACUUGAAUGAUAUCGACAAACAACACACAUCAACUCGAAAAAAAAAUAACCUAACAAAAGUGAUUAGCAAGUUCGAUUCAGAUGCAAGGAACCUCGCCCUUGAACCCAUUUGCUCACCCACCAGAUCAAUCCAACUCAAGUCAGCAACCACCACCUUCUCACCAAAGAAAUUGGAAUAACAACCAUCAAAAUCGGCGCGGACAACACCAUCAACCGUAUCGCUCCCAGAAGAAUCCUCGGAUGCAUAACACAUUCAACAAAAACUCGCAGAGACAGAAUUCUCAUCAUAAUAAUCAACAACUUAACAGAGGAGGAAAUGAAACAUGGUUCAAGACUUCAAUGCUCCAAGACCCUUGGCUGCCGCUCUAUCACAAAUAGAUCUCAUACCUUGUGAACCACCGCUCAAACUAUAUCACCAUCAAUCAACUUGAUUUCCUACUGACUCAGUGCAUUGAUGUUUUGUGCAACGGCUCUGGUAGAUUAAAUCACUUAUAUGUAAAAAACAAUGAAAAACGGAUGAUGUUUUUCGAUUUCUCCUGUUUUUUGUAGUUGUUGCCGUCAUGCAAUUCAGUCUUUGUACAGCUCGUUUACGUUAAUCAUCAUUCGAGCUUUCCAACAUUGGCCUUGAUAACAGUCUGAAUGCCAUGCGAGUAAGGAGAAUAUA